CCUUCAGUUGAGUUGUCAGUUUAGACCCAGCGUUCUUUAUUGUGGUACAUUCUGAUCGUUAUCAGACACUAGUCUGUUGGGAUAUAAAAAAUACAAGUGAUAGUAUGAACGCUAUGAUUAGUCAACUCCAAGACAAACCGCCUUACAUGGAGUCCGAAAACAAGAGUUUCCAACCGUGGCGUGACUACAUGAAGCUAGCUGACCUAGUGCGGGAGAUGCAGUUAGGCAAGUUCACCCCAAAACCGUUAACCGUUGAGGGUCAUGACUCCGGGAUAUGCUCGACCAUGGUGGAAUUUGAAGAGUUUCCGCCACGAGCCUUGCUGUCACCGAUAACACCUGCGGCGACACCACCACUAUGGCACGAAAUGGAACCCCCGGAUUCCGAAAUCGUCCUCUUGCAUGAAGACGCUCCUUUAUGUCCGAGCAGCACCGAGGGUCCCGAGCCCCCUACAGCAGCGUCCAGAUCCCCCGCGGGCACCCGGGGCCAGAGUGGGAGAAACACGCCGGAGGAGGUGCCAUCACCUGAGCGAAAGUUCUGCAGCUUCUGCAAACACAACGGGGAGUCUGAGUCUGUGUUUGUGUCCCACAGCCUCAAGGACCAGGAUGGGGACAUGAUGUGCCCGUACCUGCGGCUGUAUGUCUGCCCUCUCUGCGGGGCCACCGGGGCCCAAGCCGCCACCAAGCACCAUUGUCCCCUGGUCGAAACUACCUACAGCUCUGUCUAUGUCACGUCCAGUGGUGUAAAGUACUUUAGUGAAACAUUUGAAAGUACCACUUAAGUCGUUUUUAGAGGAUCUGUACUUUACUUGGGCUUCCGAGUGCUUGAGGCGUCACUACAGACACCGUGGUUCGAAUCCAGGCUGUAUCAGAACCGGCCGUGAUUGGGAGUCCCAUAGGGCGGCGCACAAUUGGCCCAGC
Messenger RNA from Salmo salar (Atlantic salmon), 918 nucleotides. Its product is annotated as nanos homolog 3-like. The record is from RefSeq and is a predicted model, not a curated record. Gene Ontology annotation, molecular function: zinc ion binding; RNA binding. Lineage: Eukaryota; Metazoa; Chordata; Actinopteri; Salmoniformes; Salmonidae.